This is a messenger RNA of Indicator indicator, 1450 nucleotides long. It is a transcript of the gene SLC35F5, whose product is annotated as solute carrier family 35 member F5. Gene Ontology annotation, biological process: regulation of peptide transport. The coding region runs from base 8 to 1450 and encodes 480 amino acids. The record is from RefSeq and is a predicted model, not a curated record. The transcript is spliced from 13 exons. Gene Ontology annotation, cellular component: membrane. Lineage: Eukaryota; Metazoa; Chordata; Aves; Piciformes; Indicatoridae.
GUUACAAAUGGUGUGGGUUUUUAUCAUGAAUCGAAUGAGCUCCCAGAGCAGUUCAACCGCGCAGCGUAGGCGAAUGGCUCUAGGAAUUGUCAUUCUUCUCCUCGUUGAUGUGAUAUGGGUUGCCUCUUCAGAACUCACUUCUUAUGUUUUUACAAAGUACAACAAACCUUUUUUCAGUACGUUUGCAAAAACAUCCAUGUUUGUUCUAUACCUCUUGGGAUUUAUUGUUUGGAAACCAUGGAGGCAACAGUGUACUCGUGGAUUUCGUGGAAGGCAUACAGCUUUUUUUGCAGAUGCUGAAGGUUAUUUUGCUGCUUGUACAACAGAUAACACUGUAAACAGUUCUCUGAGUGAACCUUUAUAUGUUCCUGUAAAGUUUCAUGAUUUGCCAACUGAAAAAAAUGGCAGUAAUAAUAGUGAUGCAGAGAAAACUCCCAAAAAGCCUCGAGUAAGGUUCAGUAAUAUUAUGGAGAUUCGACAGCUCCCAUCAAGCCAUGCAUUGGAAGCAAAGUUGUCUCGCAUGUCAUAUCCAACAGUUAAGGAGCAGGAAUCAAUAUUAAAAACUGUAGGAAAACUCACUGCGACUCAAGUAGCAAAAAUUAGCUUUUUCUUUUGCUUUGUGUGGUUCUUGGCAAAUUUCUCUUACCAAGAAGCUCUGUCAGAUACCCAAGUUGCCAUAGUUAAUAUCUUGUCCUCAACCUCUGGGCUUUUUACUUUAAUCUUAGCUGCAGUGUUUCCCAGUAACAGUGGAGAUAGAUUUACCUUGUCGAAAUUAUUAGCUGUUAUUUUAAGCAUUGGUGGUGUGGUACUUGUUAACCUUUCUGGAUCUGAGAACUCUGCUGGGAAAGAUACAAUAGGUUCCCUUUGGUCUCUUGUAGGAGCAAUGCUAUAUGCUGUCUACAUAGUAAUGAUAAAAAGGAAAGUAGAUAGAGAAGAUAAACUUGACAUACCAAUGUUCUUUGGUUUUGUGGGGCUGUUUAAUCUGUUGCUGCUGUGGCCAGGGUUUUUCCUGCUUCACUAUACUGGGUUUGAAGCAUUUGAGUUUCCCAAUAAACUGAUAUGGAUGUGCAUUGUCAUUAAUGGCCUUAUUGGAACAGUUCUGUCAGAGUUCCUCUGGCUAUGGGGAUGUUUUCUUACCUCAUCACUGAUAGGCACACUUGCUCUAAGCCUUACAAUACCUCUGUCCAUAAUAGCCGACAUGUGCAUGCAAAAGGUGCAGUUUUCCUGGUUAUUUUUUGCAGGAGCAGUGCCUGUGUUUUUUUCUUUCUUCAUUGCAACUCUCUUAUGUCACUAUAACAACUGGGAUCCAGUAAUGGUGGGAAUCAGAAGAAUUUUUGCCUUCAUUUGUAGAAAACAUCGAAUUCAGAGAAUGCCAGAAGAAAGUGAGCAGUGUGAAAGUCUCAUUCCUAUGCAUAGUGUUUCACAAGAUGGAGACAGUUGCUGUUCAUAG